AUGGUAUCUAGUCCCCAGAUAAAUACAUCUUCCUCAACGAGCCGCCGUUUACAAGCAGGUAAGGCCGAGAAGGGACUGCGCUACGGGAUCCAAAGAACUGAUUUGAACAUUGAAGAGCCCAUCAGCAAGCUAACUGAGCAUUAUGAUCUUUCAAUCAAAGAUAUGGAAACCUGGGUUGCUCGACCUGCUGAAAUCCGCAGGAAAGAGGCUCUGGCUAAGGGAAAAGUCGCCCGGCCAAUGAACUCCUUCAUGCUCUAUCGUUCGGUUUACUCGGAACGAAUCAAACAGCUCGCUGGAGUGAAUAAUCAUCAGGUAGUCUCCAAGAUUGCGGGUCAAGGCUGGAAUUCGGAGCCACCUGAUGUCCGCAAAAAGUAUGCAGACUUGGCCAAGCUUGAGCGUGACGCUCACGCCGCAGCCCAUCCGGAAUACAAAUAUUCGCCUGCAAAGCGACGAAGAGGCCCUGUAAAGCGACGAAAAGGCGCUGUCAACCACCGAAACGAGGUGACCUGGUCCGAAUCAGAGACUGAAGCUGACUUAAAAGUUUCCGGAAUGACACCAGUGCCACCAUAUGUACCCCCCCACGACCUGAGCCUCGAAGAGAACUACUUCAAUGCCAACCAAAACUUUUCGCCAUACGGGAGACUCGAGCACGAAAUGAGCCAUUCUUGGCCUAACGCAAUCUAUUCCACUGGCCUGCCAAUGUAUCCCGAAUCAUCACAUAGCUUGAACGGUACGAUAAAUGCUCAAGUCUGCACAGCAAGCCACUCGCAGCAGGACAUCCAUUACAGCUCCGCACUCAUUGGCUUUCCAGGUGCCUCGCACCAGGAGCUGCUUCAGCAAACCCAUUAUAUCCAAGUGGUUUCCCCUAUGGACCCCGUGCGGCUCGUGCAUCCCGAUGCUAGUGAGGCUGUCGAAUUUCCCAACCUAGCUAGAGCCACUUUCACCUCUGAUAUCUCCACAUACAGCGUAUCGCGACAAUAUGGUCACAGCUGCCGUACCACAAGGGGCCCUGGCAUUUUCUGA
Molecule: messenger RNA, 1023 nt
Organism: Penicillium nucicola
Lineage: Eukaryota; Fungi; Ascomycota; Eurotiomycetes; Eurotiales; Aspergillaceae
Product: HMG-box domain-containing protein
Exons: 1
Coding region: 1-1023 (340 amino acids)
Biological process (GO): regulation of transcription by RNA polymerase II
Cellular component (GO): nucleus
Molecular function (GO): DNA-binding transcription factor activity, RNA polymerase II-specific; RNA polymerase II cis-regulatory region sequence-specific DNA binding
Source: RefSeq, a predicted model, not a curated record